Molecule: messenger RNA, 874 nt
Organism: Poeciliopsis prolifica (blackstripe livebearer)
Lineage: Eukaryota; Metazoa; Chordata; Actinopteri; Cyprinodontiformes; Poeciliidae
Gene: sft2d2a
Product: SFT2 domain containing 2a
Exons: 8
Coding region: 107-595 (162 amino acids)
Biological process (GO): vesicle-mediated transport
Cellular component (GO): membrane
Source: RefSeq, a predicted model, not a curated record
UGACGUUGUCAUCCACUCCGCACCGAGGAAACAGGAAACCACCAGAUUUAUUUUCUUCUUUUUUUAAAAUUUCUUUUCUUUUUUGGUGUUCGAAGGAUCUUCGAUUAUGGAUAAAUUAAAAUCGGUCCUGAGCGGGGAAGAGUCCCGACGGGAGGACCGCAACAUUUUAGAGGCUGUGAACGAGGCCUCCACUUUAGGCUGGGGGACCCGCAUAAAGGGAUUCAUCGCCUGCUUUGUUGUAGGAGCCGCGUGCACAGUUUUGGGAGUGUGCAUGCUGUUUUUGCCCAGAAUUGGCCUCACUCUCUUCAUCGUCUUCUACACGUUUGGAAACGUCUGCGCCCUUUGCAGCACAAUGUUUCUGAUGGGCCCAGUGAAGCAGCUGAAGAGGAUGUGCGACAAAACCAGAGCUCUGGCCACAGCCAUCAUGCUUACUUGCCUUGUUUUAACUCUGUGUGCUGCAUUCUGGUGGAAGAACUUUGGGCUUGCUUUAUUAUUUUGCAUUUUGCAGAUCUUGUCCUUUUCCUGGUACAGUCUCUCCUACAUCCCCUGUGCCAGGGAGGCGAUCAUGAAAGGUGUGUCUAUCUGCAUUAAGUGAACCCCCCAGAUGUUUGGGGCAAAACCUGUUGGAUAAAUGUAGGAUACUAAAGACCGGGAUGGAUGAAGCUUCUCAAAACUUCCCGUUUCCAGUGGCAAAAAAAAAAAUUUACAUUGACAGAUUCCCAUUUUGUGCCUUUUGAAUCCAGCUGAUUUUUAAUUUUUUCCCUCCUCGACUCUGAUGAUCAUCUUGAAGUAAAUCUUUAUAACGGUGGCCUUUUAAUUAUUUUAUGUGUAAAUAUCUGUAAAAUAAAUAAAUAAAUAAAUACAUUAAAUCUUU